This is a messenger RNA of Funneliformis caledonium, 1380 nucleotides long. Lineage: Eukaryota; Fungi; Glomeromycota; Glomeromycetes; Glomerales; Glomeraceae. The record is from the annotation of a GenBank genome assembly.
AUGGAUGUUGAAGAAUUUCGUAAAAGAGGCUAUGAAACCAUUGACAGAAUUUUUUCGUCAAGAGUAGAACCAGGAUAUCUAAAGCUGCUGCUUCCUGAAAAAGCACCGGAAGAACCCGAACCGUGGGAGGCAAUUCAAUCCGAUAUUGAAACGAAAAUUAUCCCCGGAAUUACACAUUGGCAAAGUCCCAAUUUCUUUGCCCUUUAUCCUGCCAAUUCCUCAUUUCCUUCUAUAUUGGCUGGCAUGUAUUCUGACAUGUUUAAUGUCAUUGGAUUCAAUUGGUCAAGUUCUCCUGCUUGUACUGAACUCGAACCAAUUGUUCUUGAUUGGAUGGCAAAACUCAUUGGAUUGGAUCCAAAAUUUUACAGUAAUGGGAAAGGUGGAGGCGUAAUUCAAGCAUCUGCUAGUGAAGCGACGUUAGUAACGUUACUUGCGGCAAGACAUAGAAUAUUAGAAGAAUAUAAAGAGAAAGGUGCGAAUGAGGAAGAAUUACGCAGCAUUUCAACUCGACUAGUUGCUUAUGGUUCGGAUCAGACGCAUUCUUGUUUAAAAAAAGCGGCAAAGAUCACAAAUACGCUCGAUCGUGCUCUUCCUACCGAUCAUAAUUUUUCUCUCCGUGGAGUAACUGUCAAACAAGCAAUUGAAAAGGAUAUUGCUAAUGGAUUGAUUCCAUUUUACGUCGUUGGAACGAUAGGAACGACUGAUUCGGCUGCAAUUGAUAAAUUAACUGAAAUCGCGAAUGCAAUCAAGGGUACAAAGAUAUGGUUACAUGUUGAUGCCGCAUAUGCUGGUGCAGCUCUUGUCUGUCCCGAGUUUAAAUAUUUGUUAAAAGGGAUAAAUCGAGCAGAUUCAUUCGAUUUUAACAUGCACAAGUGGUUAUUAGCCAAUUUCGAAUGUUCUUGUUUAUGGAUUAAUAACCGGUAUCAUCUUAUAAAUGCAUUGUCGGUUUCACAAGAUAUUCUUAAAAAUCCUGCGAGUGAUAGUGGAUUAGUUAUAGAUUAUAAAGAUUGGGAAAUUCCACCGAAAGGAUUAAGAGAACAUAUUAGAAAGAUGGUUAGACUCACGAGACAAUUUCACAAUAAACUCCUACGAUACCCCGAUUUAUUUGUAAUUUCAACACCUCCAAAAUUUGCAUUGGUUAAUUUUCAUAUUAAACCAAAUAAUAUUUUUACAAAAAGUUCAAAUGAACUUACAGAAAUUAUUUGUGAUAGAUUAAAUGAAAGUGGUAAAGUGUUACUUUCACUAACUAAGAUGAGAGGACAAAGUAUAAUAAGAUUCUCUCCUGGAUCUCCAUUAACAACAGAAAAACAUGUUGAUAGCGCCUUUGAAUUAUUAUUAAAUGUUGCAGAAGGGGUUAUUGCUUAUUCGUUAAAAAAUUAA